GAUUUAGCGAUAAAAACUGUAAUACUCUUUUCUGAAAUUUCACCCGAAGAAAAUUUACUUGAUGCGUUUAUACAAUUAUAUUUCAGAAGGAAAUAACUUUAAUAUUACGUUCAUCUGUGGCUCAAUCGCAACGAUUUCGUAUCCACUGCUAGCUUGUGGUAAAGCUGUAAAGAAGUAUUAUUCGCUGGCGUAUAGUGAAUGUUAGUGGGAUGCGAAGCUAAAUAUUUGUGACGACUUUAAAGAAUUAUAGAAUUACAUGAAUGGCAUAAAUAGUGCCAGAUUAUUGAAAUAGGCCGGUGCUUAUAUUGUUUUUAUUAUGUUAUUUAAUUUAAUGUCGAAAUACCGAGAACGUUUCUAACCUCGAAAGCUUCGAACACGUGGCUUUGUUUUGGCAUACCACAAGAUUACAGUAACGCAUUCGUGUCACUUAAUCAGUUGAUUGCCAUUGCAAUUUGGAGUAUAUAUAACUGCUGAAGAUUUCCCCUGAGAUUGUAACUAGUGUAGUAUCUUGAAAUUUUUGCCUUGGACCAUGUCUUUCCAUUCCCGCGGGAGAGGAGGCGGUGGUGGUGGAUAUGGAAGAGGAGGAGGUGGCGGAGGAUCUUAUUAUGGACGUGGCGGUAGAGGUAGAGGUGGAGGUGGAAGAAAUAGUUAUGGGGGCUACCAAGAUCAAGGACCUCCAGAAGAAGUGAUUCCUUUGGGUUCAUACUUGUACCCUGCUCAGGAUGACCUUGUAGUAAAAGUUGAGAUUGAGGAUGUCCCAUAUUUCAAUGCACCAAUUUAUCUGCAGAAUAAAGAGCAAAUUGGAAAGAUAGAUGAAAUAUUUGGUAACAUCCGGGACUAUUAUGUGUCAGUAAAACUUUCAGAUGAUGUCAAAGUUAAAUCCUUCAAAGCACAGCAGAAGCUCUACAUCAACCCACAGAAGCUGCUUCCACUGAAAAGAUUCUUGCCCCAACCUCCUGGAUCUGUUCAGAAGAGGGGGGGUGGGGGUGGUCGAGGAAGGGGUGGAGGACAGAGAGGUGGAAGGGGUGGAGGCUUCAGAGGCCGAGGUGGUGGUGGAUUUAAUAAUCGAGGCGGUGGUGGAGGAAGAGGAGGUGGGGGAGGUUUCAGAAGAGGCGGAGGCGGAUGGAAUAGAUAGUUCUUUAACAUUCUCCAUCAUUGUAUUAAAUGGGAACAAAAUAAAAACGCUGACCACAGAUGAAGUCUAUCACCCAUAUUGGGUAUUAAAUAGUAACUAUGCAUUUUAUAAAUUCAGGACAACUAAGAAUUCAGUGUAAAACUGAAAGAUGUAUUAUUGCAAAAGAAUUAAAGACAUUAAAAUGACUGUCCAGUA
Messenger RNA from Cryptotermes secundus, 1330 nucleotides. RefSeq names its product probable H/ACA ribonucleoprotein complex subunit 1 (gene Gar1). Gene Ontology annotation, cellular component: box H/ACA snoRNP complex. Gene Ontology annotation, molecular function: box H/ACA snoRNA binding. NCBI's taxonomy places the organism in Eukaryota, Metazoa, Arthropoda, Insecta, Blattodea, Kalotermitidae. Bases 530 to 1135 code for a protein of 201 amino acids. The transcript is spliced from 4 exons. Gene Ontology annotation, biological process: ribosome biogenesis; snoRNA guided rRNA pseudouridine synthesis. The record is from RefSeq and is a predicted model, not a curated record.